This is a messenger RNA of Tinamus guttatus (white-throated tinamou), 3012 nucleotides long. The record is from RefSeq and is a predicted model, not a curated record. NCBI's taxonomy places the organism in Eukaryota, Metazoa, Chordata, Aves, Tinamiformes, Tinamidae.
AUGGCGCUCUGGGACAGCGGGCUCGGGAAGGUGCCUGUCCCCGAGGAACCCUCUCCGCGCGGGAAGGGGUCUCGGGAGCGGCGCGCUACGUUACCUCGGCCGCAGGUGCCGCGGAACCGCGCUGGAAACGCGGAAGCGGCCCCGCUCCUUCCUGCUCGCCGCGGGAAACGCGUUGUGGCGCAGCCGGAAAACGGGGUUUGUGCUAUUUUUUUUUCUUUCCUGUUGUCUCCGCAGAAAUGCGGCUUUUCAGAGCUGUAUUCAUGGCAAAGGCAGCGGAAAGCGAAGCAGGAGUUUUGCCUUCACGAUGGGCCGCCUUAUGCCAACGGAGACCCCCACGUGGGCCACGCGCUGAAUAAAAUUUUGAAAGACAUCACUAACCGUUUCCACAUGAUGAGAGGCUACAAGGUGCAUUACGUGCCAGGGUGGGACUGUCACGGUUUGCCGAUCGAGCUGAAAGCGUUAUCGGAAGUCAAGGAAACUGCAAAUCUUUCACCGAUGGAAAUCAGACGGAAAGCCAGAGAAUUUGCAGAAAGAGCAAUUGAGAAGCAGAAAUCUGCCUUCAUUCGUUGGGGCAUAAUGGCAGAUUGGGCUAACUGCUAUCGUACAUUUGAUGGAAAGUAUGAAGCAAACCAACUGAAAGUCUUCUACAAAAUGUAUGAUAAGGGUUUCAUUUAUCGGGACUAUAAACCCGUGUUUUGGUCUCCUUCAGCAAAUACAGCCUUGGCUGAAGCAGAACUUGAAUACAAUGAGCAGCAUGUCAGUCGCUCUGUGUAUAUGAAAUUUCCCCUGCUGAAGCCACCACCUAAACUGGCCUCUGUAUUAGGUGGAUCAUCCCCUGCUAGUGUGUUAGUGUGGACCACGCAGCCUUGGACUGUGCCAGCCAAUCAAGCAAUUUGCUACAUGCCAGAUGCAGCGUAUUCUAUUGUGAAAUGCACAACUACUGGUGAAUACUUCAUUUUGGCUACAGAUAGAGUUGAAUCUUCAGCUGCAGCUUUGGACACACAGUUUGAGGUUAUAUCAACAUGUAAAGGUGCCGACUUAGCGGAUGGUUCUUGUGCUCAUCCCACAAUUCCUGGCAAAGUCUCUCCUUUGUUACCUGCAAAUCACGUGACAAUGACAAAAGGAACAGGAUUAGUUCAUACAGCCCCAGCUCAUGGUAUGGAAGACUACAGUGUAGCUUCCCACCAUCAACUACCCAUGGAUUGCCUUGUGGAUGAGGGUGGAUUUUUUACAGAAGCUGCAGGUCCUGAACUGCAAAAAAAGAACGUGCUUGAGGAGGGAAAUGAAGCUAUCAUUCAGAUGCUUCAAGCAGCAGGGAGUUUAUUAAAAGAGGAGAAAUAUGUACAUAGUUACCCAUAUGACUGGAGGACUAAAAAGCCAAUGAUUAUUCGUGCCAGCAAACAGUGGUUUGUAAACACUGCAAGUAUAAAGGCUACAGCCCAGGAAGCACUAAAAAAAGUGAAAGUUAUUCCCACAUCUGCAGUAAACAGAAUGCUGGAAAUGCUGGACAGAAGGACGUUUUGGUGUAUAUCACGGCAAAGAAGCUGGGGUGUUCCAAUUCCUGUUUUCUACCAGAAGGACACAGGAGAGUGCCUGAUAAACAGCGAAACCGUCACAAAUAUCAUUAAAAUAGUGGAGCAGCAAGGGACAGAUGCAUGGUGGACUCUUCCUAUUGAACAGCUACUAUCAAAAGAGGCUGUAGCAAAGGCUGGUGGUCACGAUACUUCAGAUUAUGUAAAGGGACAGGAUGUUCUGGACAUCUGGUUUGAUAGUGGAACUUCCUGGGCCCAUGUUUUGGAAGAUGCAGAGCAAAGAGCAGAUGUUUACCUUGAAGGAAAAGACCAGCUAGGAGGAUGGUUUCAGUCUUCUCUGCUAACUAGUGUGGCAACAAGGAAAAAAGCACCAUAUAAGACUCUGGUUGUUCAUGGAUUCACCCUUGGUGAAAAAGGGGAAAAGAUGUCGAAAUCUAUUGGCAAUGUGGUUGACCCUGACGUGGUAAUCAAUGGAGGUGAAGAUCACAGCAGGGACCCCCCGUAUGGCGCCGACGUUCUGCGCUGGUGGGUGGCAGAAUCGAACGUCUUCACGGAGGUGCUCGUUGGACCCGUCGUACUUAACGCGGCGAGAGACGAUAUCAACAAGCUUCGGAAUACGCUACGCUUUAUCUUGGGAAAUAUAGAUGGCUUCAAUCCAGAAACUGAUGCCGUUCCUGCUUCAGAGAUGUACAUAAUAGAUCAAUACAUGCUACAUUUAUUGCAAGAUUAUGGCAGCAAGGUUACCGAAGCCUACAAACAAUAUGAUUAUAGCAAAGUUGUUCGAUUACUGCAAGCUUUCUGUUCCAGAAAUUUGUCUAACUUUUAUUUCAGCAUAAUCAAAGACAGGCUCUAUUGCGAAGAGGAGAAGGAUCCCAAGCGGCGCUCCUGUCAGACUGUGCUAGCGGAGGCCUUGGACAUUGUGGUCCGAUCAUUUGCACCGAUUCUUCCUCACUUGGCAGAAGAGGUUUUCCAGUACCUCCCGUACAAAAAGGACUCAGAAGGUGUGUUUCGUAGCGGCUGGAUUAAAGCAAGCUCAGGAUGGAAGAAACCUGGGACUGAGGAGGCAAUAGAAGGUGCCUGUGCAAUAAGAGACUCUUUCCUUGGGUCCAUCUCUGGCAAGAAUGCUUUGGAAUAUGAAGUUGUCAUCGUCAUUGAGCCUGGACUGCUAUUUGAAUUAAUGGAGGUACUGCAGGCUGAGGAAUCUUCUAGUGUGUCCCAGCUGAAUGAAAUAAUGAUGGCCUCCCAGACCACGCUGGUGAGUGAAUUUCCUAAAGAAACACCUGCAGAUGCAAAUAUCGUCAGGGGGACCUUUUUGAUCAACUUGGAAGGGGGUGAUAUUCGUGAAGAGUCAUCCUAUGAAGUGAUCGUCCUACCAGCUGCCCAAGCCAAGUGCCCGCGCUGCAGGCGCCACACGGCCGCGUCCCCCAGCGCUCCCUGCGCCCGCUGCAGCGCCGUCCUCGCGGGAAAAGGCAGCGGCUGA